AUGGGUCUCGUCAAGGUCAUUAAAAACAAGGCCUACUUCAAGCGCUACCAGGUUAAGCUGAGGCGUAGACGUGAGGGAAAGACUGACUACUACGCCAGAAAGCGACUCACUGUCCAGGACAAGAACAAGUACAACACACCAAAGUACCGUUUGAUCGUCCGUCUUACCAACAAGGACGUCGUCGCUCAGCUCGCCUAUUCCAAGAUUGAAGGAGACGUUGUCGUCGCUUCGGCUUAUUCUCAUGAGCUCCCACGUUACGGACUCAAGGCUGGACUCACCAACUACGCCGCUGCCUACGCUACCGGACUUCUUCUUGCCCGCCGUCACUUGAAGGCUAUUGGACUCGACUCCACCUACAAGGGACACGAGGAGCUCACCGGAGAGGACUACAACGUCGAGGAGGAAGGAGACCGCGCUCCAUUCAAGGCUGUUCUUGAUAUCGGACUUGCUCGCACCACUACCGGAUCCAAGAUCUUCGCCGUCAUGAAGGGAGUUGCUGAUGGAGGUAUCAACGUUCCUCACUCCGAGAACAGAUUCUUUGGAUUCGACCAAGAAGCCAAGGAAUACAAUGCUGAGGCUCACCGUGACCGUAUCCUCGGUAAGCACGUCGCCGACUACAUGAGCCUCUUGAAGGAGGAGGAUGAGGACCGUUACAAGCGUCAAUUCUCCAAGUUCCUCACCAACGGAAUGAACGCUGAGAAUCUUGUCUCGACCUACCAAAAGGCCCACGCUAGCAUCCGUGCCGAUCCAUCUCCAGCUGCCAAGAAGGCCGCCAAGCCAGGAAAGAGACACACCGCCAAGAGAUUGACCUAUGAUGAGAGAAAGCAGCGCGUCGCCGACAAGAAGGCUCUUCUUCUUCAACUCAAGGAACAACAAGAGAUGACGGAACUUCCAAAAGUUCUCGACGAAGCGCCUGGCUCAUCUAAGGAGCCUUCUUUCUUUUCAAAUCUUUAUGAGAAUCUAAAUCAGAACCCGUAUUUCAAUGCGGGAGCAGGGUUGGCUGGAAUCGGAAUAGCAAUGAGCUUCUUGAGAAGAACCGCUCAAAUCAGUAACACAUAUUUCCGUAGGCGUUUCAUGAUCACACUUCAAGUUAAUAACGAAGACGCCGCCUACCCUUGGCUUCUGGACUUUAUAAACAAACGAAGUGCAACGCAGACUCGGAAUUUAUCAGCCAACACUGUUGUUCACCAGGCUGAAAGUGGAAAGACAGAGCUGUCCAUAUCUUUCUUGCCAGGUCAUGGCACCCAUUUUUUCGUGCAUGACUAUCGAUGGAUUAAAGUGGAAAGACAGCGAGAGAAGCAAGUAAUUCAACGAGACGGUGUUCGUACACCAUUUGAAACGGUCACUCUAACAACGCUGGGCUCUGAUGUUAAAUUUUUCAAGCGAAUGCUGGAACAUUCCGCCAAAGAAGCUAUCGAUAAUGCUGAAACCGGAUUAGUGAUAUAUCAAGCCGUCGGCCCACAAUGGGUCCGUUUCGGUGUGCCACGCAAGAAGAGAGACAUUGAAUCGGUAGUUCUGGAUGGAAAAAUUUGCGAACAGUUGCUGCAAGAUUUUCAAGAAUUUAUUGGUUCAGCCGAGUGGUAUGCUGAUCGUGGAGUGCCGUAUCGACGUGGAUAUCUAUUUUAUGGACCUCCCGGAACCGGAAAAAGCAGUUUUAUUUCAGCGUUGGCUAGUCAUUUCGGUUAUAGUGUGUGUCUGUUGUCACUGAGUGAGCGGACGCUGGAUGAUGAUAGAUUGAAUCAUCUCCUGAACACCGCGCCACCAAAUAGUGUGGUCAUUCUGGAAGAUAUCGAUGCUGCAUUCGUCAGUCGAGAGGAUCCAAUGUCGAAUCAUCCAGCCUAUCAAGGUCUCUCAAGAGUCACAUUUUCGGGUCUGCUGAAUGCAUUGGAUGGUGUUGCGUGUGCGGAGGAGCGAAUUACCUUCAUGACGACGAAUUAUGUAGAGAGAUUAGACCCUGCACUGAUUCGACCGGGAAGAGUGGAUAGAAAGCAGUAUUUUGGAAAUGCCACAGAUGGAAUGUUGAGAAAGAUGUUCGCUCGCUUCUACCGCCAACCUUCCGAUUCGGAACUCGCUGAGCAAUUCGUGCAACUGGUAUCCGAGCACAAGAAGGAACUGUCGCCGGCAUCAAUUCAAGGACACUUUUUGAUGCAUAAACAAGAUCCACGUGGCGCAUUGGAUAAUAUUAAAAAUAUGUUUAGAUCUGUUUAG
Messenger RNA from Caenorhabditis remanei, 2208 nucleotides. RefSeq lists its product as uncharacterized. Gene Ontology annotation, cellular component: cytosolic large ribosomal subunit; ribosome. Gene Ontology annotation, biological process: ribosomal large subunit assembly; translation. Gene Ontology annotation, molecular function: ATP hydrolysis activity; 5S rRNA binding; ATP binding. NCBI's taxonomy places the organism in Eukaryota, Metazoa, Nematoda, Chromadorea, Rhabditida, Rhabditidae. The transcript has 8 exons. The record is from RefSeq and is a predicted model, not a curated record. Bases 1 to 2208 code for a protein of 735 amino acids.